AUGGCGUCUCAUCUCAAAGGUGUUAAAAAAUCAACCAUGACAGAUGAGAUGCGGAAUGCAUUAUGUGAGCAUGUUAGAGAUAAUCCAUCUUGCACUAAAAAACAACUACAACAAUGGGUGGCUGAAAAAUUCAAUCUACAAGUAAGUCAGGCAACAAUAUCAAACACCAUUAAGAAGUCAACAAAUUAUCUAUCGGCUAAUAUGGAAAGAGGUGAUACAAGAAGACACAAAGCAUGGUCGAUAGAUGUUCAACAAAAGACAAAUGCAAAUUGUUUUCAACACUGUGAACUAAGGCACGUGAAUAAAACUACAAUUUCAGAAGAUGUAGACCAGUUGUCUGAAGAUGUCCAACAUUUAAGUCUUCUCAUUAAAGAAUUGAAUUAUCGUGAUGUAAUGGAUGCUGAAAAAGUUAUUGAUUAUCCUGGUGAAAAUGAAGCCGCUACAGAAUUUUUGAAUGAUGAACAAAUCAUUAGUAGUGUUAUGAAAAAUAAGAAAGAAGAUGAAGCAGAAGAUGACAGUACAGAGUUGGAGCUGGUCUCAUGA
Messenger RNA from Impatiens glandulifera, 543 nucleotides. RefSeq lists its product as uncharacterized. The coding region runs from base 1 to 543 and encodes 180 amino acids. NCBI's taxonomy places the organism in Eukaryota, Viridiplantae, Streptophyta, Magnoliopsida, Ericales, Balsaminaceae. The record is from RefSeq and is a predicted model, not a curated record. The transcript is spliced from 2 exons.